Impatiens glandulifera is the source of this 1598-nucleotide messenger RNA. Its product is annotated as aspartic proteinase PCS1-like. Gene Ontology annotation, biological process: proteolysis. The transcript has a single exon. Lineage: Eukaryota; Viridiplantae; Streptophyta; Magnoliopsida; Ericales; Balsaminaceae. The record is from RefSeq and is a predicted model, not a curated record. Gene Ontology annotation, molecular function: aspartic-type endopeptidase activity. Bases 137 to 1432 code for a protein of 431 amino acids.
CCCGACCCCAUAACCAAAGACGGAAGCUGUCUCUGCUUGUCUCCUCCUCUAAUUGAUGUUUUCUCUCUUUCUUUCUGUUCUGUUCUGUCUGUAAUAUAAUUCAUCUUCUUCUUACGAUCUAUACUCUGCAGCUUCCAUGGCUAAUCCUCUCUUCCGCCUCUGUCUCAUCUCCAUGGCCGUCUUACUUCACUUCAAUUUCUCUCUCUCUGUCAAAGAAGAUGAUACAGUUCUCUUACCCCUCAAAGCCCAAAUUAUUUCAUCUGGGUCGGUUCCCAACAAACUCUCAUUUCACCACAACGUCUCUCUAACCGUCACCCUAACAGUCGGCACGCCGCCUCAAUCCGUCACCAUGGUUCUCGACACAGGCAGCGAGCUCUCAUGGCUCCACUGCAAGAAAACUCCAGGAACCCCGAAUUCAUUCGACCCGACCCAUUCAUCCUCAUACUCUCCCAUCCCCUGUUACUCACCAACAUGCAGAAUCCGCACCCGUGAUUUCACCGUACCCGUUUCAUGCGACGCGAGAAAACUCUGCCACGCGGUGCUCUCCUAUGCCGAUGGCUCCUCUGCCGAAGGGAACCUCGCCGGCGAUACUUUCCGGUACGGGGAAUCAACAUCAUCCGUCCUGCCUGGAAUGAUAUUUGGAUGUAUGGAUUCUGGAUGGAGUUCAAACCCGGAUGAGGAUUCAAGGACAACCGGGUUAAUUGGUAUGAACCGGGGCUCUUUAUCGUUUGUAUCGCAAAUGGGUUUCUCUAAAUUCUCGUAUUGCAUAUCGGGCAGUGACUCGUCGGGGGUUUUGGUGUUCGGUGAGGCAAAGUUACCGUGGUUAAGACCGUUAAAUUACACGCCUUUAGUAAAAAUAUCGUUGCCUUUACCGUAUUUUGAUCGGGUUGCGUAUACGGUUGAGUUAGAAGGGAUAAAAGUAUCGGGUAAAAUACUAUCACUUCCUAAGUCAAUAUUCGUGCCUGAUCACACUGGGGCGGGUCAGACCAUGGUGGACUCGGGGACCCAGUUUAGUUUCCUUCUGGGUCCGGUUUAUGCGGCUCUAAAGAAGGAAUUUUCUGAACAAGUAAGAGGGAUAUUAAGGCCUUUAGGUGAGGUCGAUUUUGUUUUUCAAGGGGCGAUGGAUGUUUGUUAUAGGGUAGAGAUGAGCAGAAAUGUUUUGCCGGAGUUGCCGGCGGUGACACUGAUAUUUCGGGGGGCGGAGAUGGUUGUGGCGGCGGAGAGACUGAUGUAUCGUGUGCCGGGGAUGGUUCGAGGGAAUGAUUGGGUGUAUUGCAUGACAUUUGGAAACUCUGAUUUGAUCGGAAUGGAAGCUUAUGUGAUUGGACAUCAUCAUCAGCAAAAUAUGUGGAUGGAAUUUGAUAUAGCAAAUUCAAGGGUUGGAUUAGCUGAGGUUAGGUGUGAUUUAGCAAGUCAACGUCUUGGACUUUAGAACAAGAAAAUACUAAAUUGUUAUAAGAAAGAGGGGACCGACUGACCGACCGGACCACUGAUGACUGAUCCAAUCCAUGUCCGAGACCAUUGAUCGGAGGAGUUAGUGGGGUGUUAAAUCUAUGCGUUGAAAAAUGAACAGUCGUAAAUUGAGGACAGGUGGUUUU